This is a messenger RNA of Culicoides brevitarsis, 952 nucleotides long. RefSeq lists its product as uncharacterized. The record is from RefSeq and is a predicted model, not a curated record. The transcript has 2 exons. NCBI's taxonomy places the organism in Eukaryota, Metazoa, Arthropoda, Insecta, Diptera, Ceratopogonidae. Bases 508 to 828 code for a protein of 106 amino acids.
UAUUUACAAAUUUGUAUUAUUUUACUCGUAAUAACUGGUUUUACCGCAGUUUAAAAAAUAAUCAAAGUGCUUUUAAUCAGAAAUUACUUGAUCCAAAAAAUUACGUCAAAUUAUUCGUAAAGGAGUAACUUUUAAUUUUUAUUUUUAAUAUUCGUCAUAAAACUCUCUGUACGUCAUUUUAAAAGUGACGCGAACCAAAAAGUAAUAAAAUGAACCGAUUGAUAACAUUCAGUGAUUAAUGAGCGCUACCGAGGAAUUCACAGAAAUGUUUCAAUCAAUAAAAGUUUUUAAUGUCUGCCGAGAUUUCACGAGUCAUAAACAAGGAAUCUGUCUACGGGCGAGUCAUUAAAUGUGUUGACACAGAGAAUUAGCACCAAGUUGUUUUAAUUUAAAUAAAUGUGAGAUUUUUGAAUUGCUCAUCAGUCAGUUAGUGGACCUUGUUAAGACAAGUUCAAGUUUAAAAAACCGGAAAUAAAUAAAAAUAUUUGUAAAAAAAAGUGAAAAAUAAUGGAAAAUUUAAAGAAAUUCAUUUCCACACUCGCCAUUACUUUCGUAAUCUUAAUCGCCUUCAACGUAAUUGGAUCAUCGACAAAUGCUGCUGCCGUCAUGCAAAAACCAUUACCUCCAUUAGAACAUAAUCAAUUCCAUCAAUUGUCGUCUUUGGAGACCAAUUCCAAUUUUCGUCUGAAACGUGCUUUGGUUUUCCGCCCCCUCUUCGUGUACAAAGAGCAAGAAGUUCGUCGGCAAAAAUUAAAGGAGGAGCGGGCACAAAGGCGUCAACAACAAGCAGCAGCUAUGCAACCGCAACAACAACCACAUUACGGAUAAAAAUUCACACGAAGGCAAAAAAAAAAAAUUACUGAUGCAGCAAAAAUUAACAACGGGCUCUCUUUUAAUUAAGUUAUAAUUGAACGUGCAAUUUAUGGUCCAUAUAUUUAUUUUAUUUUAUUUU